Molecule: messenger RNA, 1833 nt
Organism: Pochonia chlamydosporia 170
Lineage: Eukaryota; Fungi; Ascomycota; Sordariomycetes; Hypocreales; Clavicipitaceae
Product: benzoate 4-monooxygenase cytochrome P450
Exons: 5
Coding region: 1-1833 (610 amino acids)
Molecular function (GO): iron ion binding; monooxygenase activity; heme binding
Source: RefSeq, a predicted model, not a curated record
AUGCUCAAUCCCAAGCAAAGCAGACGUCCGCAAAUCCAACCCUCCCUUCGCCUGAGAUGGACCAUUGUCCUCACUCGCCUCCUCUUCGAAACGACGAGUAUCAGCCUCCUCGCUGUAACUGUAUACAUUCGUCAGAAAUGGUAUCGCGAUAAUCCCAAUCAGCAGGUCAUACCUGCGAUUUGCGCGGCGUGUGUCGCGAUUGCGGCGGAUAUGUUGCUGCUGAUUUUCAUGGCCCACCUCCAUACUUUAUCAGGCAUGGGGCAUUGCCUUGAUGGGUUGGCGUUUAUAUUGUCCUUGGCUGGGGGAGUGACGCUGUAUUUGGCUAAUUAUACGUUGAUUAAUGGGCCGUAUGCGCCUGCGGAGUGGGAUGAGGCUGAGAAUAUUGCCAUUGUGAUUUGUGGUAUUGUUGUAAUCGAGAGAUUAUUUUCGUUUGUCAUGUCGGGUAUUUGGAGUAGGGCGAAGAGAAAGUUGAUGACUGAGAUGGAAGCCUCGAUUGGAGACAGUGAGGCGUUUGGUUAUGCGAAUAAGCUUGAUUCUGAAAGACCCGUGGCAAGAAUCGGCCCAAACUGGGUAGUCUGCGGCGAUGCCACUGAGCUGCGUCGCAUCUGGGCAGUAAGAUCUAGCUGGACGCGAUCAUGGUGGUAUCGCGGGAUGCGCAUAGAUCCCUACAGGGACAGCUCCUUUUCCACCGUCGAUGACAAGCUGCAUAAUGCUAUCCGGAACAAAUUGCUCCCCGGGUACGGCGGCAAAGACGUGGACAAUCUGCACCAGCACAUCGACGAGCAAGUUGCCAAUCUAGUCAGACUAAUCGACACAAAGUACAUAUCAACGGAUCAGAAGCACCACAAAACAGUUGAUCUAGCUCAAAAAGUGCAGUAUUUUGCGCUAGAUGUUAUAUCGACACUGGCAUUCGGCAAAACACUAGGCUAUCUGGCCGAGGAUCAAGACAAGUUUCGGUACAUUGAAACGACGAACCAGACCGUGUAUAUUCUGGUGUCGACUACGCUUAUACCCGGCAUGAUUAGUGUGUUGCAAUCCCCGUACCUGAAAUGGAUCAUGCCCCGUAUCGAAGACAUGGCCGGCAUUGGCAACGUGAUAAAGUUUGCCAAGGAGACUGUCGGCGAGCGGUACGGCAAGGAUCCCGUCGUCAAACAGGAUAUGCUGGGGUCGUUUGUGAAGCAUGGUUUGGAUCAAAAGGACAGUGAAACAGAGGCCCUGGUACAGCUUAUCGCUGGGUCAGACACAACUGCCACGGCAAUCCAAUCGACGAUGCUGUUCCUCAUGACUUCACCGCGGGUAUACGCGCGGCUACAAGCUGAAAUCGAUGACGAAAUCAAGAGUGGACACAUCUCGUCGCCCAUUACUGACGCCGAAGCACGCGGGUUUCCGUACUUGCAGGCCGUUAUCCUCGAGGGACUGAGGGUGUUUCCCCCCGCGGCAGCGUUAUAUCCCAAGGUAUCUACCAAGGAUGAAGUAUUAUGUGGUGUGCCCAUUCCUGCUGGCACAAAUGUCGCGUGGUCGCCUUGGUCAAUCAUGCGGAAUCAGGAUAUCUUCGGUGAAGACGCGGAUUUGUUUCGGCCGGAGCGCUGGCUGGAGGGUUCGGAAAACUCGAAGCUCAUGGAGCAAACUGUCAUGAUGGCGUUUGCGAGCGGCAGUCGCUGGGAGUGUCUCGGGAGGAAUAUCGCCAUGAUUGAAUUGAACAAGGUCUAUGUGGAGCUCCUCCGACGAUUUGACUUUACGCUGUUGAAUCCAAUGAAGCCGUGGAAGUCGUUCAACGCCGGGCUGUUCAGCCAGACUGAUCUAAAUGUUAGAAUUACCCGGAGGGCAAGCUAA